GAUAAAAUUGCUCUCUGAGGUUUACUUAGUAGUUUUGAAAGAUAUAACUGAAGAAACAACUGAAAUGGAAAGUGAUAACUGGGAGAAAACAUUAAGGAGAUUCCUGGAAAAGGGUUGGCCAUGGAAUUCAUUACUCAACGGGAUCUAAAAUGCCAAAGCACCUAUCUUCUGCUCAUUUGAGCCGAUAAAGACUUUCAUUUUAUUUUUGACUUUUACAAUUGCAGGUGUCACAGAGAAAAAUAAUCAGCAUCAACCCAAUGGUCACCAAGGAUAUGAACUCUGCUGUUUUUAUCUAGAUGGAUGAAAAAGUUAACAGCCCAGAAGGGGAGUUCCUUUUGUUUCCAAGAUGGCAGCAACUAGUGGUGAAAGCCAGCUGCAGCGGAUUAUCAGAGACUUGCAAGAUGCAGUGACUGAAUUAAGUAAAGAAUUUAAAGAAGGAGGUGAACCGAUCACAGAUGACAGUGUCAACUUGCAAAAAUUUUCCUACAAGCUUGAGUACCUUUUGCAGUUUGACCAGAAAGAAAAAAGCACGUUGCUGGGGAACAGAAAAGAUUACUGGGAUUAUUUCUGCGACUGUCUGGCAAAAAUCAAAGGAGCUAAUGAUGGAAUCCGCUUUGUCAAGUCUAUUACAGAACUACGAACCUCUCUUGGAAAAGGAAGAGCAUUUCUUCGUUAUUCCCUGGUUCACCAAAGGCUAGCAGACACCUUGCAGCAAUGUUUUAUGAACACCAAAGUAACCAGUGACUGGUACUAUGCAAGAAGUCCAUUUCUGAAUUCCAAAAUGAGUUCUGACAUUGUGGGUCAACUCUAUGAGCUCACUGAUGUUCAGUUUGACUUGGCAUCAAGAGGCUAUGAUUUAGAUGCCGCUUGGCCAGCAUUUGCCAGGAGGACUCUGUCCUCACUUGGAUCUUCAGCAUAUUUAUGGAAGCCCCCAAGUCGCAGUUCCAGCAUGAGCAGUUUAGUGAGCAACUAUUUGCAGGCACAAGAGUUUCCUUCCAGCCCUGAUGUAAAUAACUCACUAAAUGUUGAACACCUUGAGAGCUACGAAGAGAUGCGUUUAGAACUUGAUCAGGCUGAGCUGAGGCAGAGGGAACUUCAAGAUCGUAUUCACCAGCUAGAAAUUGAAAACCAGGAGCUCCAGGCAGCAGUCAGUCUUCAAAAAGAACAAGUACAGGUAGAAAAGGAGAAGAGCAAUAACUACAGUGAGGAGAACUCCCGGUUGACAAAGAUGAUCACAGAGUUACAGAAGCAGUGUGAGGUCUCAGGCUCCACUCAGAGCACUGUCCAUGACCUGCAGAAGUGCCUACAGUCGCUGGAACUGAGUGCAGUGGAGCAGCAGAAGGAGCAUUCAACAAAGGUGGCACAGCAGUUGACCAGCAAGCAAGAUUGUGCCUCAAAAUUGCAAGUUUCGAAUCAGGAGCUGGAGACCUCUAGGGCUUUGAUUGCUGUGAAGGAUCUUUGCAUUGAUGAGCUCAAAGCCAAACUGAGUUCCACGGAACAGAAGAACCUCAACCUCCUUGCAAAAGUUGAUGCUGCCUUGGAUGAAAAGGGACAGCAAGCCACAGCUCAAUAUGACUUUGCUCUACAAAUACGGGCGCUGUUAGAGAAGCUUCAGGAGAUGGAAAAGGAAAAAGCAGAUAUGCAAAGACUCAAUGAUGAACAUGCAUCUCAGCUGAAAGCAGCAAGGGAGGAGCUACUGCUAAAAGAGCAGGCACAGAAGGAACUGGAAUCCAGAUACAGUAGUCUCACUGCUAACUCCAAAGAAGAGAGUGAAAAGCUGAUUGGGAGCCUGGAAACCGUGGUGAAGGAAAAGGAUGCGCUUCAGAUGGCCCUGACUUUGAAAGGAAAGGAGAUGGCUGAGCUGGAGACCCAGGUAAUGGGGUCGCUGGCUCAGGUGGGUUCACUGGAAAAAAAUCUUGAGGAAGCCAGGAAGGAAAAAGAAAAACUUGAGGAGGAGUAUGGUAGGAGGGAAGGAGCACUGAAGCAGGAAUCCCAGUCGCAAGCAGAGCAACUUGAACUACAGGAGGGUCGCUUAACAAAGGUGAGUCAGACUGUGUGUAGCCUUCAGGAGCAAAACCGGAAACUCAUGUCUGAGAAGGAGCAUCUCGGGCAGAAAAUCAAGGAGCUGGAGCAGCAGAUGGAGCAGCAAAACUCUGCAGUGAGUGAGUUGAAUGAGGAGAGCAGGAAAUUGAAAGCAGAGAAGGAGAAUUUGCAGCAAUCUAAGAAGAAGAUGGAAGAAAAGCUGAAAAACCUGGAAGUUUCUAAAGCUUCCCUAGAAGCUGAGGUGGCCAGGUUGAGAACCUCUGAGAAACAACUUCAGAGUGAGAUAGAUGAUACCCUGGUGUCAGUUGAUGAAAAAGAGAAGAAGCUCCGGGGUGAGAACAAACAGCUGGAUGAAGACUUGCAGAAUGCCAGGAGGCAAAGCCAAAUUCUAGAGGAGAAGCUGGAGGCUCUGCACUCAGAAUAUGAAGAACUAAAACAAAGAGAAGAGACCUCCAAGGAGUCUUAUGCCUCACUUGAAGCACAGCUGAAGAGUGCCAAACAGCAUAGUUUACAGAUAGAAAAAAGCUUGGACACCUUGAAGGAAAGCAAAGAGUGUAUCCAGUCACAGCUCACAGAGAAGGAAGUAGAACUACAGGGCAUGGAGAGCCAAUGUCAGCAGCUAAGAGCAGAAGCUGAAAGAUACAGGAAGAAGGCAGAAACUCUUGAGAUAGAAAAGCUCAGUGUUGAAAAGACAUGCCUUCAUCAGACAAAACUUAUAGAAUCUCUCACAUCAGAAAAGGAAUCAGUGGAGAAACAGCAACUACAGCAGGCAGCAUCCCUGGAGAAGGAGGCAAAAGAACUGGCCUUCAGACUGACCAUGAGUGAAGAGCAGCUGGAGGUCAACCGAGGUGAAGUGUCCAGGCUGCAGGCAGAAGUCCUCGAUCUGCGAGUGAAACUUCAGCAGGCCACUGAUGAGAGAGAGAGGAUGAGAGGUGAGCUCACAGUCGCUGAGACUGUCUUGAGUGAGCAGAAGAUGCUUGUCCAGCAGCUGAAAGAGCAGAGUGAGUCUCUCAACAGAAAUCAUGUGCAAGAACUGGUGCAAUGUAAAGAAAGGGAAAAAAAGCUGGAAAAAGAGCAGGAGAGAACAGCCCAUCAAAAAGCUGAGCUGGAGAAUAAUUUGAUGAACCUAAAGGAAGAACUGUUUAAGGUUAAACAGUAUUUGGAAAGUGCUAGGGUGGAAAACGAAGAAAAUAAAGAUCUCCUCCACAGGACCAACACUGAUAUGGCUGAACUUGGAAUUCAGAUUUGUUCCUUGACCUCUGAAAAGGUGGAUGCAGAAGAGCAGUUGGCCCAGGCCACAGAAAGGUUCAAAGAACUGGAAGAACAGGCAGCAGAGCAACAGGAGAAGCUGAAUCUUGACAUCUCUAAUCUCAGAGAGGAGAACAAGAGCCUGCAAGAGAAAUUAGAGGAGGCCCAAAUGUGUGCCACAGCUGUCCCAAGUCUGCAAUUGCAGCUGGAGACACUAAAGAAACAGGCACAGAGUUUCCAAGAGACCAGCCAAGAAGAGCUGUCAGCAAUAAAAUUUCAAAUGAGCACAGAGAUUCUAAAUUAUCAGACAAAAUUCAAGGCUGUCAGUGAGGAAUGUGGGAAAGUAAGAGAGCAACUUGAGGAGCAGAAGCGACAACAGCAUGCAGCGGAGGAAGAGAUAACAGAAUUACAAGCUGCAAACACGAGUUUGUGUAGAAAGCUGGAUGAAGCAAGAGAACAGCUGUCAGAAUCAGAAUCUGCUCGGCUGCAGAAGGAAGAGGAAGUGACUUCUCUUAGAGAACUGUUGGAAAGGAUCCAAAAAGAGGCUGAUGAAGCAAAAGAGAAGAUCCUGGAUUACACUGAGAAGCUCAACAAGGUAGCAGCAGACAAAGAUAGCAGUGACCAGAAGUUAUUUGCUGAACUGGAUGACCUGACAAGAACAAAGCAGUUCCUUGAGGAGCGUUUGAUAGAACUUAUCAGAGAUAAGGAUGCUUUGUGGCAAAAAUCUGAUGCUCUGGAGUUCCAGCAGAAGCUUAGUGCAGAGCAGAGGUGGCAGGGGGACACAGAAGUUAAUCACUGUCUGGACUGCCAGAGAGAGUUCUCAUGGAUGGUGCGCCGACACCACUGCAGAAUGUGUGGCCGCAUUUUCUGCUACUACUGCUGCAACAACUACAUGGUGACCAAGCUUGGUGGAAAAAAGGAGCGUUGCUGCAGAGCUUGCUUUAGUAAGCCUAGAGUCAUUGUGGACAGUACAGAUGACUCUGGAUCCAGUGCCAACCAGGAAGGAUCACCAGCAUCAUUGGAAUCACCUGUGUCACCAUCUGAGAGGGCUUUUGUUGCAAGUGAAGCCUCUAAACCACCAGAUGAUGCAGCUUUUGAUAUAAUCACUGAUGAGGAGCUGUGCCAAGUACAGGAAUCAGACUCUCUCCACAAUGAAAGUCAGAUGGAAAGAGACUCUCUGGAUCAAAGCGUAACAGAUCUAUGUGUUUGCUGGGCUAAGCAGCUGUUAGGGGCUCUGUACAGCCUCCAGUCUCCGUUUCAGGUUUCUGCCUUUCACACAAUUCGAAACAGCACAUGUAAUUCUUCAACCUUUGAUGAAUCCGAAGACUGGCAAGUUGCUCAAGAUGCUGAGAUAUGCUUGUUGAAGUCAGGAGAAAUUAUGAUGAAAUUACCCCUUACAGUAGAAGAGAUCAUGAAUUUUGGAGAAAGCAACAGAGAGCUGUUUAUCAAAUCCAGCACCUACAGUCUAAUUCCCAUCACUGUUUCAGAGAUGGGACUAACAAUUAGCUGGAUCUUCUCAUCAGACCCCAAAAGCAUAUCCUUCAGCGUUGUCUACCAGGAGUCCAAAGACACGCCGCUGGAUCAGUGCAAAGUUCUUAUCCCUAUGACUCGCUGCAACUCUCAUAAGGAAACAAUCAGAGGACAGGUGAAAGUCAGAAACGCUGGAAUCUACACCCUGAUAUUUGACAACACAUUCUCUAGGUUUAUCUCAAAAAGAGUGUUUUAUCACUUGGCUGUUGAGCGACCUGUCAUCUAUGAUGGAAGUGAUUUUCCAUAGCCUUUACUAUACUGUGUAUUUUUAAUUAAAUUUUUAAGAGAUGCUAUUAUUUAUGUACACGUGUAAGCAUUCUGAUUACCACUGUGUUUGAAAACUUUGAAACUAUGCAAUAGUUCUAAUGCACUUAAGAGGAGAUGUGUACGCUAAAAACGGAAGCCUUUUCAGGAACACUAAUGGUUCUGUACUGUGUACAGAUUGCUGAAGAGCCAUGUUGUUUGGUUUAACAGGUCAAUAGUAACCAAUUUUUUUCAGUGGGGAGAAAAAUAAGUGUGGGGGUGUCUAAAUGCAAACUGAAAUUCUCUGCUUAAAAUUGAGCUAUUUUUCUUCCAAAAAUAUCCUUCAAAAGGAAAUUUAAAGAAAGAUGCCUAUUUUUGACCUCUUCCCUGAGGUGUAAACAUAAUCAUCUCUGUUCUGCUGUACUGCUUUUACAGUCAGAGCAGCAAUUACGCAAUACUUCAGUCUUCACAGGCGAAUAUUGUAAUCCAUCUACAAUUUUUUAUCUUUUCCAAGUUUCAUAAGCAGCAAACCAUAGGAGUUUUAUGCAUUUUGGGCUAAGAAUUGGUAAGUCUUAACUGGGUUUUUCCAGUGCUUUGGCACUGAAUACCAGUUACAAAAUAAUAAAUACGAAGCAGCAAUUCCUUUACUUUGGCUCACCAUACUCUGUAUGUUGGCUCACAGAACCCAGUUCCUACGGUGAGCACCAGUGGCAGAACGCAGAACAUCCCCUGUGGAAUAAAGUACUGCUCACUGGGUGAUAUUGGGAAGAGGAG
Molecule: messenger RNA, 5838 nt
Organism: Ficedula albicollis (Collared flycatcher)
Lineage: Eukaryota; Metazoa; Chordata; Aves; Passeriformes; Muscicapidae
Gene: FYCO1
Product: FYVE and coiled-coil domain containing 1
Exons: 19
Coding region: 347-5068 (1573 amino acids)
Biological process (GO): plus-end-directed vesicle transport along microtubule; positive regulation of autophagosome maturation
Cellular component (GO): lysosome; late endosome; autophagosome
Molecular function (GO): metal ion binding
Source: RefSeq, a predicted model, not a curated record